Messenger RNA from Gavia stellata (red-throated loon), 4203 nucleotides. It is a transcript of the gene FRMPD2, whose product is annotated as FERM and PDZ domain containing 2. Gene Ontology annotation, molecular function: protein binding. Gene Ontology annotation, cellular component: cytoskeleton. The transcript is spliced from 29 exons. Lineage: Eukaryota; Metazoa; Chordata; Aves; Gaviiformes; Gaviidae. The record is from RefSeq and is a predicted model, not a curated record. The coding region runs from base 1 to 4203 and encodes 1400 amino acids.
AUGAGCAGUUCCUGUGUGACACUGGCCGAGGUCCUGUGGGCAAAAGGAAGCCCUUUGGAGGAAGAAGAAGUAUGGGCACUCUUGUACCUGGCCACAGUGCAGCUUCUGGAGGACCUUCACAAAGACCCUGCCAUCUGUGUGAUUUGUCCAUGGUCAGUACUACUGUCCGCUGAAGGAAAUUUGUCCUUUCAAAACAAUGCAUCUCAGACGGAAGCUGUCCCUUUCAGUGCACCAGAAUUGCUCCACAGACAAAGUAAAAACCAGCGCAUUGGACUAACAAAGAUGUUGGUGUAUUCCUUAGGAAUGACCCUCUAUUGGUCAGUAGACUACCAGGUUCCUCCUAACCAGUCCCUCCAGCUGAGUGACCAACUACACACGCUCUUGCUGACACUGUGUGAAGAUCUGCCACAUAAAAGACUUUCUCCUGAAUCAAUUCUGGAAGCCUGUGAGGCACAUCAGAAGGAAUCUGCUUUCUUACCAGCAAAUGUCUACAUAAAGAAAAUGGUCCAGUUUGCUGUGGGAAGUGUCAGUGAGGUAGAGCGGGUAGUCACUGACGACAGCACAGCCUCUCAGCUUAACAGGAGUCAUGUGAUAAGGAAAAGACUGCAUGAGAAAAUAUCAGACACCUCACCACUGUCCUCCCAGAUGAAUUUUCACCAAGACAAAGGGUCCAGAUUAAUGAAUUAUAGUCAGUCAACAGAAGAUUACAGACAACUCUCUGUGGACUACAGUGACUCUAAUAGUAUUUCUGAAAGUACAUCUUUGAUACUGUCUAACCGAGGACACAGGAGAGGGAGAGUUCCACAGACACACAGGUCAUGGGACCCCAGCCUUAGUGGGUCAAGGACACAAAGUAGCUACAAGCUCUUCAUAAACAGGACUCUGUUAAAUGGGAAGGAUAAUGUUUCUUUGGCAGUUGGAUCACAAAAAUCCCAAAAUAACCGAAUCACAGAAAACUCCAUGGUGCUGCUGCCCAUGGAGUUUUCUGUUGUGGAAGUAGAAGGGACAGAUUUCAGGCUGUUUUCAGGUCCAGAAUUUAUUAUUUUGUCUAGUGAACCACCAGUGACCUUACAGCUGCCUGGAUCAAUUGUGACUAAAAAAGGGAAAUCCUAUUUGUCCCAAAGGAAUCUCAAUGUGAUUCUACUCAACGGGCAGUGCCUUGAGGUGCAAUGUGACAUCAAGUCCAAGGCAAGAGAUGUUUUCAACACCGUGGUGGCGUAUGCAAACUUGGUGGAACAUUUCUACUUUGGCUUGGCUUACCUGAAAGGUAAAGAAUUCUUCUUUCUGGACGAGGAGACCAAACUCUACAAAGUGGCCCCAGAUGGCUGGAAUGACCAACCCAAGAAGAAAACCUCCAUCAUUAAUUUCACACUCUUUCUAAGGAUAAAAUUCUUUGUCAACCACUUUAAUGUUAUCCAGCACGGAUUGACAAGGCAUCAGUUUUACCUGCAGCUUCGUAAAGAUAUUUUGGAGGAGCGUUUAUAUUGCAAUGAUGAGACUGCCCUGAAACUCGGCGCUUUGGCUUUACAGGCAGAGCUUGGCAAUUAUGCUUCUGAGAUGCAUGGGAAGAGCUAUUUUCGUGUUGAAGACUACAUUCCAGCAAGCCGAAUAGAGAAAAUGACCCUGGUGUAUGUACAGCGAGAGCUUGCUAAAUUACAUCGUAUGAAUCGUUCCCUAUUUGAGGAUGAAGCUGAACUAGAAUUUUUAAAGGUGACUCAGCAACUUCCUGAAUAUGGAGUGUUAUUCUAUCGUGUGUCCCAAGAGAAGAAAGGAGCAGGAGGGGAUAUCAUCCUGGGAAUCUGUGCCAAAGGCAUCAUUGUGUAUGAGGUCAAAAAUCACACAAGAAUUGCCAGUUUAAGAUUCCAAUGGCGUGAAACAGAGAGAAUUUCAGCUCAUAGAAAAAAAUUCAUGAUUGAAAGCAGCUUCAGUGGCAAGAAACACACCUUCAUUACCGAUACAGCAAAGACAUGUAAAUAUCUACUGGACCUCUGCUCUGCCCAGCACAAAUUCAAUGCACAGAUGAAUUCUAGGCAACUUCGGCAAAAUUCAUCAGAGGAAAGUAAAUUUAUGGAAAUAGACAAAUCAAAUUCUGCAUAUACAGCUCAGCGUGAACACCUUGCCCUGAUACACAGACUGUCUCGUUCAGAGAAUGUGCUCUAUGGAGCAAAUCUGGAAAGCCUUUCUGCUGGGAUGAUGAGCAAAUCUUGUGAUAACCUCAGUGUGGAAACCAACAACAGGACUAGAGACAAAAGCAAUCUUGGCAGAUCCACAUCAGGGCUAUCCCAGUCAGAAAUGCACAUCAAUUUGAAUGGAAAGCAAAGGAGUUAUGACUACCUCUCUAUUCACUCAACUCAGAACACCAUCAGUGCACCUGGGUCACCAGCCAUCCAAAAGGAAGUUUUGCUAAGCGGUCUAGAAAGAGAAAUCAUUUGUGUCAGCCUAAAACGUGACCCUAAGAAUGGAUUUGGUUUUGUAAUUAUUGGAGGAGAAAAUGUAGGAAAAUUAGACCUCGGUAUCUUUAUAGCUUCAAUUAUCCCUGGAGGACCUGCAGACAGAGCUGGAAAUAUCAAACCAGGAGGACGACUCAUCUCUGUGAAUAAUAUUAGUCUUGAGGGCGUUUCAUUUAAUACUGCAGUUAAAAUCAUACAGAAUUCUCCCGAUGAAGUGGAGCUCAUCAUCUCUCAACCCAAAGACAUGUAUGAAGAAAAGAAUCUAUCAAGAGGAAACAGCACUAGUGGAUCUGAGAUCUCUUGUGUAGACAGUGGGAGAAAAAAGAUUCAGGAUUGUCAUACAGCUCUCCCCAAAGAAGAGGACAUAAAUAUAGAUGAACUUGAGAAGGCUCUUUCCUGGAGUUUAGCACCAAAAUUGGGCCCUAGGAUUCCAGUUCCUUCAGCUGAUAACCGGAAUGUGGAGGAAGCUGAUUCUUCACACUUACCAUCUCCAUCUGAAACCAACUCGAAGGAAAUUUAUACUGUGGAGCUUGUUAAAGAAGACGGGACUUUUGGAAUCAGUGUGACUGGUGGAAUUAACACUAGUGUGCGUCAUGGUGGGAUAUACGUGAAGUCAAUUAUUCCCAGGGGACCAGCAGAUAAGGAUGGACAAAUAAAGAUAGGUGAUCGUCUGCUGGAAGUAGAUGGCAUCAGCCUCUGCGGCAUCACCCACAAACAGGCCGUGGAACACCUUAAGAAAUCUGGCCAGAUUGCCAAGCUGGUUCUAGAGAGGGAAAACUACCAAUUGGCAGAGCCACGCCUGACUGCUAAUGACAGAAAGGAGGACCAAUAUGCAGUUGUUUCUGUGGCAACAUCCUUCACAGAUGGUACCAAGGACUACUGCUUUUUGACAGAUGAUAAUACAUUUGAAGUCAAAUUGACAAAGAAUUCUGGAGGUCUCGGCUUUAGUGUUCUGCAAAUGGAAGGAGAUGCUUGCGAACCCCUUGGAGGAGCUAUUGUCAGAAUCAAAAGACUGUUUCCAGGGCAGCCAGCUGAAGAGAAUGGCGAAAUUGAAGUUGGAGACAUCAUUUUAGCUGUGAAUGGGAAACCUAUUCAAGGACUCUUGUAUCAGGAUGUCCUGCAUUUGUUGCGAGGAGCUCCUUCAGAAGUCACACUACUACUUUGCAGACCACCAAAAGGUGUUCUUCCGGAAAUAGAGGAGAGUGCCCUGACUCCGGCACCAUCUCCAAUUAAGGAGUUUGUGGCAGAAAUGCCAGGCAGUACAGAGGUAGGAAAUAAUAUGGAUCAGUCUACCAGUGAUGGAGGUAGCACCUCUUCAGACCUCGAAGACUGCCUGGAUUCUCCAGCAGCAGCAGAUUUCAGUGAGCCUCCUGAAGAGGACAGCUCAACUUAUGAAGAGCAGGAAGCUGAGUUUCAAGAGAAGCCCAUACACAAACUUGUGACUCCCAGGGGAAGUUUCUAUAAGCGCCUUUGGAAGUUUCAUCAAGAAGCUGCCAGUUCUGAAGUCUUCCACUCCCUAGAGGAAGAAGUGAAGCAGAACUGCUACUCACCAUGUGAUCUUAUGCUUCAAGGCAAGCAUGAAAAUAAAAGCAGGCUUACAAAGAUAAGUCAGGACUUGUAUUUUUUAUGGAAAGACAGGAAUCAUUUUAUAUUUCAAAUUUCUGAUCCAUGCUCUAGUUACCAAGGAAAGACCUGUAGGAGCCCGGAAUGUGGCUGGCAUUCUGCAAAUAUGAAAAUUGUAGCAGUACUGUAA